UUUCAAUUUCAUUGCUUUAAAUUAUUAGUACAUCUUGAAUUUAUUGUUGAAAGUUGAGUUUGUUGCUGAAAUUAUGAUUAGCUAAUGUUAAUUUGCUGUAAAUCAUAUUUGGAGAAUUGGAGUUUUUUUGUUGCUCCCUGAAAGUUAUCAUGGUUUAAGUUUUUGUUGCUGCCUGAAAGUUAUCGUAGUUAUCAUAGCUGAAUUUGUUGCUAGAAUUCUAGAAGUAGAAUUUGUUGUCAGCUGUAAGUUGAAUUUGAUACUGAACAUAUCAUAAAUGUGGUUGUUGCUGAAAGGAAAAUUUGUUGCUGGAUAACUGAGUUGAGUUGAAUUUGUUACUGAACCUUGUUGUUGUGUUGCUUAAAAAAUGCUAAAUCUUUUGUUGGUGUAUGUUAAGGGAUAAGAGAUAAGAGAGUUGGUCAGUAACAAAAUUAGUUUGGUACAGUUAGUUAGGGUUUGUUAUUCUGAUCUCUAAUCUUUCUCUCUUUUCCAACUCUUAUAAAUGAAGCUCUUGCAUCCCUCUAAGAGGUAUGUAGAAUUGAUUCAUUGAUGGAAGAAUAAGAUGAAGUUAAUUUAGUUUGCUAGUUUCAUGUAGCUCUCUCUUCAAACUCUUCUUUCUUUGUUUCUGAUGUUCUGCAUAAUGCAGUGUUUCUUAUGGAAGAUAUAGAUGCAAAUCAAAAUGAGAAAAAUGUUGAUUGAGCUCCAAAUUUGUCCUAUGAAGAUAUAGAUGUCGAUUUUAAGAUCACUUGGACUUGAUUUAUCGAUUGUGUUAUCUUUUGCUUGUUCUUGUUUAUUUAAAUGGUGAAAGUAUUUUGUACUAGAAACUAGUUUAUUAUCUCUUUUUGCAUCAUUAGUUAUGUCUAAAAAUUAAUAUUUGAUUAUUAUUAUGUUUGUAAAGACUUGCAUUUUAAGUUUUAAUACUUGAUUUUAAUUUUAUUUAUAUAAUUUGUUUUUUUUUAAAUUAUGACCGGGUCAACCGGGUGAAUCAGUGACCCACCGGUUGAACCAAUGACCUGGUGACCCAAUCAUAUGACCGGGUUGAUUGCCGGUUCGGUUCUGAUAACUAUGCCCCCUUCUUCCCCCAUUCCCAAAUCGCAGUCUCACUAUCUCAGACUCUCACUAACCCUAGCCCUCUGAAGCAUUCCCAAAUCCCAGCCCAGUCGCCACCGCCGUCGCCGGGGUUUUCAGGUCAUCAGCGCCAUCGCCGUCGCCUGGUCUCUUCCCCCAUUCAUUCAUCUCAGUCUCACUCCACACGUGAACGGUGAAGCCUAGCCCCUUCUGAAGCAUUCCCAGCGUCCCCGCGGUCCUCGGGUCGUCAGCGCCACCGCCGUCGCCUGGUCCUCAGCACCGCCGCUUCGUCUUCGCUGGUCUCUCCCUUCGUCUUCGCUGGUCUUCGCUUCGUCAGCACCCAGCACAGGAUGAGGUGAUUGUUAGGGUGAGUUGCCCUCUUGAUUCUCAUCCGGUUUCAAGAGUGAUCCAAACAUUCCAAGAGGCACAAAUCAAUGUUAUUGAUUCAAAACUCGCAGCUGCAAAUGACACCAUAUUUCACACCUUUGUAAUUAAAUCCCAACAAGGAUGUGAACAGCUCACAAAGAUAAUUUUGUUAUACUGUUGGGGGAUCUAAAAAGAGAAGCAUUUGGAACUAGGGUAGUAGAAUAAUAGUUCCUAUUAACUGUGUAGGACAACCAAUUUAUUAAUGUUUGUUUAUAGUAUACACAGUUUAUCAUAAGUAUUAUUCCUGCAAUUGUCAAAUUAUUUUUGGUUUUUGGUUGUUUAGUUUAAUGAUCAUAGGGUUUAUUUGUUCUGUCUUCUUUUUUCUUAUAUCCCAUAUGCCUUCUCAAAUCUCAAGUUCCUAUUCUUUCUUUCUUGUAUUCUAUCAACUUCUGUGCAUAAGACAUAAGAGGAAAGUAGUGAUUAGUUAUGUUUUUGUCACCUAUAGAGAGAAUCCUGUCUAUAUAAAUUUUUAUAUUGUAAUUGAAAGUUGUAGCAUUAUUAUUAUUACCUUGGUUUUAAUGUUUAGGCCUUAUGAAACAUUGCAGUAUAUAUAGUUCUUAGCCAAGCAUCUGCUUCUUCUGGUUUUAAUAUUUAGAUAUGCUUUUAUUACUAUUUAACUUUUGAGUUUGGAUUUUGAUAAGAUCAUAUGUAUUUGGUUGAUGAUAUUUUAUGUAGUGUUUUAAAUUUCGAAGAUAUUUUAAAAUUUAUAUUAGACUAUAAUUAUAUUUUAGGAUGUGUAUUUAUAAUUUAUUUAUUAUUCUAUUCUAAAACGGUUUUUCUGGUUGAACCACCGGUUGGACCGGUUAGACCAGUGAACCAGUAAACCAGUGACUAGAGCGGUUUGAUGACCGGUCCGGUUUUCUGAACCUUGGAGGCCACGUGGCAGUGAUGUAUUUGUCGAGAACGUUUGGGCGAACACUGUUCGCCGCAGCUGCUAGAUCCAGAACCUAUGCUUCCUCCGCCGGAACCGCCACUGCUGCCGGCGACAAACCCCGCAACCCUCUUGAGGAGUUCUUCGAGGUUGACAGGGACAUGGAAAGUGAUAAACCUAUUGUAUAUGGUCGGGGUUGGAAGGCCUCCGAAUUGCGUUUGAAGUCUUGGGAUGAUCUUCAUAAGUUAUGGUAUGUGUUGUUGAAGGAGAAAAACAUGCUCAUGACUCAACGCCAGAUGCUCAAUUCCCAGAACCUACGAUUUCCUAACCCAGAACGCAUCCCCAAGGUACGGAAGUCAAUGUGCCGCAUCAAGCAAGUACUUACAGAGAGAGCAAUAGACGAACCGGAUCCCAGGAGGUCUGCUGAGAUGAAGAGAAUGAUAAAUGCUCUCUGAUGAUUCACAAUAGAACAUUAUUGAGAAGGACUUUUGUUUUUGAUGGAUUCUUGGUUUGGAAGCUUUGUUUUUGCAACAAGUGGUUUACAUUGAGAUGUACCAGAAAACUAUUGAGGCUAUUCAACAUGAAAGAUAAGCACGUAUGCAGUAUCUAUAUUCUCUGUUACAUCGUUAUUGGUAGUUAUCUAGGUUUUGAAUUGGGAAUGUCUCAUAUAUUUUCACAUAUUAUAGGAACUAUUAAACAAUCCAAGGCAUUAAUACUUGCAUGUUCUUA
Messenger RNA from Arachis stenosperma, 3091 nucleotides. RefSeq lists its product as uncharacterized. The transcript is spliced from 5 exons. Gene Ontology annotation, cellular component: mitochondrial large ribosomal subunit; mitochondrial ribosome. NCBI's taxonomy places the organism in Eukaryota, Viridiplantae, Streptophyta, Magnoliopsida, Fabales, Fabaceae. Bases 2380 to 2817 code for a protein of 145 amino acids. Gene Ontology annotation, molecular function: structural constituent of ribosome. Gene Ontology annotation, biological process: mitochondrial translation. The record is from RefSeq and is a predicted model, not a curated record.